AUGCGGUUAUCUCUGAUCGCCUUCGUCGGGGUUGUCAACGCCCUUCCACAGCUCAUGCAGUCCGACGCGAGCACUGGUGCACCGACUAUCAGCGCUUCUAUCGACAGCUACAGCCCGUCAUCAUCAGCGUCUGGAACUGUUUCGCCUCCUCCCGCACCAGCCAGCAGCAAUGUCAAUGCUCCGUCCGCCACUGGUUCACCCUCGCUCUCACUACCCGACUCCGUUGAGUCCAGCUCACUACGAGCCGCCGCGUCAUCACUUGGAGCACUGGGGGCUUCCCGGGCGACCGCCGCGCCCACGGGCUACCCGACACUGACAGGUGGCGCGCCUCCCACACAUCCGAACACAGCCCCAUUGCCAGAGGUGACCGGCUCUCAAUUCUACAGCAUGCCUCUACCGGUACCCUUCAAGGGCCCCGCCUUCCCCGCCUGGGGCGCGUUCUUUUCCUACUCGCAGGCACCGAUCCCGACCCAAACAAUCCAGGUCAACCCUUCAAUCUUCACCGCAUCCCUCGGCACACAAGAGGCGAUCAACCAACCCCCGCAAGUGAGGGAAUACGAGUUCAACCUGACCUAUGCGGCCGGCUGGCCGUCGGGAUACCUCCGCCGUAUGGCCGUGAUCAACAACCACUUCCCCGGCCCUUUGAUCGAGGCGAACCAGGGCGACCUGGUGCGAGUCCGCGUGCGCAACGGGCUCGACCAUCCGCAGGCCAUCCACUGGCACGGCAUCCGCCAAAACGGGACGAACCACAUGGACGGCGUGCCUGGAAUCUCGCAGUGCCCGAUCCCCCCGGGUGGCGAGUUCACGUACGAGUGGACGACCGUCAAUGAGGUGGGGACAUACUGGUACCACUCGCACUAUGGGAACACGCUCGCCGACGGGCUCGUGGGCGGCAUCGUGAUUCACAGCCGGGACGAUCCCCUGAAACAAGGCGUCGACUAUGACGAGGACCGCAUCGUGUACCUGUCCGACUGGAUGAAUGACCAGAGCGAGGUCAUCAUCGCCGAGGAGGAGAACAUGCUCAAGCCGUAUCGCGGCAUCCCCUUUGUGGCUGAGCCAGACGCAGCGCUCAUCAACAGGAUAGGGCAGUGUAACUGUGCUGGAGCGCAGCGCGGCGUGCCCUGUGGGAUCAACGAGCCGGCCGAGAUCCGCAUGGAGAGGGGCAAGCGAUAUCGCUUCCGCCUGAUAAACCAUGGCGGACAGGGUUUGAUCCGCUUCAGCGUGGACGGACACAUGCUCCGCGUCAUCGAGGCGGACGACCUGCCCGUAAAGCCGCUCGAGCUCACCGAGAUCCCCGUCGGCAGCGGGCAGCGAUACUCUGUGGUCGUGACGGCCGACAAGGGCGCGCCAGGCGACGCAUUCUGGAUGCGCGCCAGGGUGGGGACGUACUGCAUCAACCCCCUGGCCACUGUCAACGGACACGGUAUCCUGCGCUAUACCGACUCGCUGGGCAACGUGCCGGCGGGCAUGGAGGGGAGACAGCCAGAGACGCAGCAGUGGUCGAACUUGAAGAUCCCCAACAUUGCGCUCUGCCGUGACCUAGACGAAGAGGAGGACCUGCAGCCGCUCGUCCCCAACGAGGUUCCUGGCAACGCGCGCCAGAGCUGGGUGCUCGAUGCGCUGUUCGGCGUUUUUGUCCAUCCGACGAAACGCACGCCCAUGAUCGGUUUCGGCAUGAAUGGCAUCAUGUACAAGAACUACAUCAACAAUCCGCUGUUGCGGCGGAUGAUGGACGGCCUCAGCAUUGGGGGACGAAACGAAGUCGCCGCGGUCAGCUUCACGGCUGACGGAGGCUCGGCCGACAUCGUGCUGAACGUGCUCGACCCGCCGCCGAUCGGACAUCCGUUCCAUCUCCACGGGCACCCAUUCUACAUUGUUGCGCGCGGACCAGGCCGCGUGUCCCGCUUCACGCUCCCCUUCGUGCGGAAGAAGACGCGCAACGCGAUCAAGCGCGACACGCUCAUGGUCGGACAGUGGAGCUAUGCCAUCAUUCGCAUUCCGCUCAACACGCCGGGCGUGUGGCCUCUGCACUGCCAUAUCGGGUGGCAUUUGGCCAGCGGCAAGAUGGCUGCGGUCGCUGUGGGUCCCGAGAGGAUCCGGGGGUUCAAGCGGCCGGAGGAAUGGGAGGAGUUGUGCAGGGGUGCGGAUCCGGGGGUGAUUGGGCCGGGGAGACGGAGUAGGGUGUACGAGGGCUGGGAGGAAUGGGCCGCUGCGGUGAACGGAACUGCCGUCUGA
This is a messenger RNA of Trichosporon asahii var. asahii CBS 2479, 2235 nucleotides long. Its product is annotated as LAC2 isoform 1. Gene Ontology annotation, molecular function: copper ion binding; oxidoreductase activity. NCBI's taxonomy places the organism in Eukaryota, Fungi, Basidiomycota, Tremellomycetes, Trichosporonales, Trichosporonaceae. Bases 1 to 2235 code for a protein of 744 amino acids. The transcript has a single exon. The record is from RefSeq and is a predicted model, not a curated record.